Messenger RNA from Mugil cephalus (flathead mullet), 1273 nucleotides. It is a transcript of the gene miox, whose product is annotated as myo-inositol oxygenase. Lineage: Eukaryota; Metazoa; Chordata; Actinopteri; Mugiliformes; Mugilidae. Gene Ontology annotation, biological process: inositol catabolic process. Gene Ontology annotation, molecular function: inositol oxygenase activity; iron ion binding. The coding region runs from base 112 to 972 and encodes 286 amino acids. The transcript has 10 exons. Gene Ontology annotation, cellular component: cytoplasm. The record is from RefSeq and is a predicted model, not a curated record.
ACCUACUCUUUCAGCUGGGACCGCACAGUAUAUAUACGAGCAGGGACAAGGUCAGUGAGCUCCGGAGGAUCAGCACAUCACGACCAGCUGUUAAGACUUCAUCUGUCAGCCAUGAGGCUCAUCAACAUUGGUCCAGAUCCAUCUCUGGCAUAUCGUCCAAAUCUGGACAAGAGUAAAAGCAAGGACAAGGAAGACUACAGAAACUUUGAGAGUGGAAGUCUGUUCCAGCGCGUCUUCAGCACAUACAGCCUGAUGCACAAAGAACAAACGGUGGAGUUUGUGAAGAAAAAACACGCUGAAUGGACCGGAUGCAGCCACGCUCAGAUGGGGAUGAUGGACGCCAUCAUGUCCCUGGAUCAGCUGGUGGACGAGUCCGACCCCGACGUGGAUUUCCCCAACUCCUUCCACGCCUUCCAGACCGCCGAAGGCAUCCGCCAGGCUCACCCGGACAAAGACUGGUUCCAGCUGGUGGGUCUGAUCCAUGAUGUUGGGAAGAUCAUGGCUUUGUGGGACGAACCCCAGUGGGCAGUAGUGGGCGACACUUUCCCCGUGGGCUGCAAAUUUCAAAACUCCUUAGUGUUCAGAGAAAACACCUUCCUGGAAAACCCAGACGACAGAAACACAGAAUACAAUACUGAAUAUGGGAUCUACACACCAAACUGCGGCCUUGACAACGUCCUCAUGUCCUGGGGCCACGAUGAAUAUCUCUACAGAGUCAUGAAGUUCAACGAGUGCUCCAUCCCAGAGGAGGGCCUGUACAUGAUUCGCUUCCAUUCCUUCUACCCGUGGCACUCGCAUGGAGACUACAUGCACCUGUGCAACGACAAAGACAAGCGCAUGCUGCCCUGGGUCCAAGAGUUCAACAAAUUCGACCUGUACACAAAGACCACCGAUCUGCCCGACGUGGACGAGCUGAAGCCGUACUACCAGUCUCUGAUCGACAAGUACUGCCCGGGAAUACUGCGGUGGUGAAACAGGCGACAAAGAAAUUCAACAGCGACGCUCGUGUUGACACAAAUCUGACGUAGACUAUAAUCAGACGUGAUUAUAAAUGCUGUGGAACUCAUCUUGCUGCUUUAUCGUAACACUGUAGCUGCACUUAGUGCCUCCUGUAAACAUAUUACUCCAUAUUAUUCGGCAUAUAACCCCGAAAAAUGUGAAUCAUGUCUUGUGCUUACCGAUGGUUCUAGUCGAUUAUGACUUUAAACAAUAAAGCAUGUACAUAAAACAAAUCUAUUUAAUUUUAAUUUGUUUAAAGGCAUUUUAAAAAUAA